Molecule: messenger RNA, 2865 nt
Organism: Phragmites australis (common reed)
Lineage: Eukaryota; Viridiplantae; Streptophyta; Magnoliopsida; Poales; Poaceae
Product: kinesin-like protein KIN-8A
Exons: 7
Coding region: 345-2699 (784 amino acids)
Biological process (GO): microtubule-based movement
Molecular function (GO): microtubule motor activity; microtubule binding; ATP binding
Source: RefSeq, a predicted model, not a curated record
GAUCCGACGGUCGCAGCGCCUCCCCUGUUCCCCGCACCUCGUUCCCCAGCGGCCCUACUGUUACCACUCGCUUUACAAGAGACGAGAGACGAACGCCUUCUUCCUCUCUGACUCCCUCCCAGAUCAAGAAACCCCACCCCCAUCGAGCCCAGAAUUUGCCGAAAUUUCGAGGUUUUUUUCCUGCCUUCUUCGAUUUGUGCGCUGGUUCGAGCAUUUUGUCGGGAACUCGAGAAGGAUUUCCAAGAAACCUCGCGCAAGUUCGUUUCUUGGAUCUUUUGAAGAGCGGCGGGGUUCGAUGCCGAGGCGGAGUAGCUUGUGGUAUUCGGAUCUGGUCUGAGGAGAAGAUGCCGGUCUCGACGCGAUCGCGGGUGACCCACGCGUCCUGCGGCAGCGGCAACGGCGCGGGCGCAAUGGAGUGGGGCUCGGCGGGGCCGGCUCCGGGGCGCGACGGCGGGGCGCAGCGGGAGGGCAUAGCGAGCCACCACCACCACGGGCUCAAGGAGAAGAUGCGUGCGCUCACCCUGCUCUACGAGCAGCAUAAGCAGCAGCACGCCGCGUCGCAGGGCGGCGCCACCGCGCGGCAACACCGCCGCAGCGUCCGGUGCCUCAACGCGGAGGAGGUCAACGACGAGAACACCAAGAACGUCGAGGAGGAGGAGGGCGAGGAGGCCAAGCGCCACCACUACCCCUUUGCUCUGGUGCCCGAGGUGGCGGUGCUGAGGGAGAACGUGGCAACCCCGGAGGUGCGAGCCCCGUCCAAGAACAGCCACAUCAUCGUGUUCGCUCGGCCAGCGGAGCCGCAGGAGAAGGAGAACGUGGCGGGCCGCGCCGGCGACGCCAUGUCCUGCCCCAUCAAGAAGGUGGUGCCGGUGCUCCCGGCGCCUGCGGCGAGGAAGCUCUCGAUGGGAGGCGCCAUCGGCAGCAAGCUGAAGGCCGUCGGGGAGGCCGUGGCCGGCAAUACCGAGGCGUUGGAGAGCCGGAUCCUGGUGUUCGUGAGGCUGCGGCCGAUGUCGAGGAAGGAGAAGGAGGCUGGGUCGAGGAGCUGCGUCAAGAUUGUCAACAAGAGGGACGUCUACCUCACGGAGUUCGCCUCCGAGAAUGACUACCUCCGGUUGAAGCGCGUUCGCGGCCGCCAUUUCUGCUUCGACUCCGCCUUCCCCGACUCGACGACGCAGGCAGAAGUCUACGGCACCUCAACAGCAGAUCUUGUGGAGGGUGUCCUGCAAGGUAGGAAUGGGACAGUGUUCUGCUAUGGAGCCACAGGGGCUGGCAAGACCUACACAAUGCUUGGGACAAUGGAAAACCCUGGAGUAAUGGUGCUUGCAAUCAAGGAUCUGUUCUCCAAGGUGAGGCAGAGAAGCCACGACGGCAACCACUCAAUUCAGCUGUCGUACCUCGAGAUAUACAAUGAGACGGUGAGGGACUUGCUGUCUCCCGGUAGACCCCUCCACCUGAGAGAAGAUAAACAGGGAACAGUUGCUGCUGGUCUUACUCACUAUAGAGCAUACUCCACAGAUGAGGUUAUGAAAUUACUACAGCAAGGUAACAAAAAUCGAACAACUGAACCAACUCGAGUAAAUGAGACCUCAUCGCGCUCUCAUGCGAUACUGCAGGUUGCUGUAGAAUAUAGAUUCAUGGAUGUAGUUAACAUAGUAACACGAGUUGGAAAACUCUCUCUCAUCGAUCUUGCUGGAUCAGAAAGAGCUCUAGCAACUGACCAACGCACACAGAGGUCGAUCGAAGGAGCAAACAUUAACCGCUCUCUUCUUGCACUCAGCAGCUGCAUCAAUGCCCUUGUGGAGGGGAAGAAGCACAUACCAUAUCGCAAUUCGAAGCUGACGCAACUCCUCAAGGAUUCACUCGGAGGAUCCUGUAACACUGUCAUGAUUGCCAACAUUAGCCCCUCCAAUCUUUCUUUUGGUGAGACACAGAACACGCUCCAUUGGGCUGAUCGUGCCAAGGAGAUAAAAACAAAGGCACUUACCGCUGCAAAUGAGGAGGUUUUGAAUGUACCAGAUUCUGAAACUGAUCAGGCUAAGCUAGUACUGGAGCUGCAGAAGGAAAACAGUGUGCUGAGGGAGCAGUUGGUAAGGCAGCAACAGAAGCUAUUGACAGUUCAGGCUCACUCACUUGCCCCAAACAUCUCGCCGCAACAAUCCCCUGCUCCCUCACCUCAUGUUACAACUCCAUGCUCAACCCAAAGAAAGGUCAAGCGAUCAAUCUUGGCUGGGAACUGCUUCACGCCAGACUCCAAGAGGCCUGCAGCAGACAACGCGCAGGUCAGGGAGCUGCAGAGGAAAGUGAAGACAUUGGAGGCUGAAAUCGAGAAGAUGAAGAAGGAGCACAUACUGCAGCUCAAGCAGAAGGAUGAGUUCAUCCGUGAUCUCAUCAACAGGAAGGCUUCGAACAGCUGUGAAGCGGCGGCGUCAGCUGAGAGAAGAAUCGUCACGAGGGCAAGCUUGCGAAAGGCGCAGAGAGACGCAUCAGCUGUAGGCGAGCUGAAAAGCCCGAGCCACCGGUUCACAUCACCCACGCCGACCGCAAAAAAGCGUACCUUCUGGGACAUUGGAGGCAAUAGCCCUUCAGUUCUUGCUACCAAUGGAAGAAAGACUCGAAGCCAUGUAGCUGCAGGGACACCGAAGAAAGCCCCUUCCAUGCUGCUUCAGCCGGGAUUCGCACGGCAAAGAGCGAUCCAUUGAGACAUUUAAGAUGCACAGGAGAGAAGACUGCCUACAGCGGAUGAGAUGUUCAUAUUAUUUUCCCUACCAUUUUCAGCUUUGUUUAUAGGAGUUUAAUUGAAAUCCUUGUAUCGCAGUUCAAUUUCGGUUUGUGCAAAUUGAACGAGCGCUUUUUAUCUUUCUUUUU